Egretta garzetta (little egret) is the source of this 701-nucleotide messenger RNA. It is a transcript of the gene CD83, whose product is annotated as CD83 molecule. The coding region runs from base 48 to 701 and encodes 217 amino acids. The record is from RefSeq and is a predicted model, not a curated record. The transcript has 5 exons. NCBI's taxonomy places the organism in Eukaryota, Metazoa, Chordata, Aves, Pelecaniformes, Ardeidae.
CGAAGAGGCACACUGCUGCUGCUCUGUGAUUUGAAGCAGCAAAAGCCAUGUCUUUGGUAACCUGCUCUCUGCUCAUCCUCCUGUGCAACGUUUGGUGCUUGAUCAGUGGGGCUUCUGUGGCGGUCCCAGAUGUUGCUGCAAGAUGUGCUGAAGAAGUGCUGCUGCCCUGUAAAGUUCUUCGGGACUCCUCAAUCACCUACCAGACAGCAUCUUGGUAUAAAAUGGCUGGAGAUGGUGAAGGAAUAGCAUGGAAAAUCCUCACCGUGGAAUCUCAUUAUCCAAAAGAACUUGGGGGGUCCGUGGAGCUCUCCAACGACACCUUCUUUUCACUGAGGAUCAAAAAUGCGACCAGCCAGAACAGUGGGACAUAUAAGUGCACUUUGCAGGAACAGAGUGGAGAACGCAAUCUGAGUGGCACAGUCACUUUAGAAGUAACAGGUUGCCCUGGAAUAGAAGAUGAAAAAUUGAAAAAAUACAAAGCAGAGCUUUUCAUGCUGACUUGCCUUGGGAUUUUUUACUUGCUGCUCAUAUUUUUUACCUGUACAUGUCUAAGAAAAGAGAGUAUGUCUCCCAAUUAUCAAAAAACCAGACCAGAUAUGAAACACAUGCUCACCCUCAUCAACGUGCAUGAAAUGAAAACUUUCCAGGAUUUAAACAGCAACAGCACUUGCAAGAAUGAGCUUACUUCAAGUUCUGUCUAA